Coccinella septempunctata (seven-spotted ladybird) is the source of this 1866-nucleotide messenger RNA. Its product is annotated as src substrate cortactin. Lineage: Eukaryota; Metazoa; Arthropoda; Insecta; Coleoptera; Coccinellidae. The transcript is spliced from 8 exons. The coding region runs from base 185 to 1750 and encodes 521 amino acids. The record is from RefSeq and is a predicted model, not a curated record. Gene Ontology annotation, cellular component: actin filament; cortical actin cytoskeleton; site of polarized growth. Gene Ontology annotation, molecular function: actin filament binding. Gene Ontology annotation, biological process: regulation of actin filament polymerization.
CGAUAAGGAAAUCAUCAAAGAAAAAUUCAACCUUUCCUGUUUGUCAUCAAAGGGCUGGGUUUUCGUAGUGUGUGGGAAUAAUAAUGAUAAGAAUUUCAUGAACGCAAUUGAUGCGAAGCGCGAAGACCGACAAAAAUGCUUAUAAUUUUUACACGAUUCGUUCAAAUUUAAGUUCUAAUUAAACAUGUGGAAAGCUGCAGCCGGUGCUCAGAUUAACAUAAAUACCGAAAGCAAUCAGGAUGAUGAUUGGGAAACAGACCCCGAUUUCAUAAACGACGUUGAUGAACAAGCUCAAAGAUGGGGGUCUUCGACAGUCGAAGGAUCCGGCAGGACUGCUGGCGCGAUAAAUAUGCAACAGCUGAGGAAAGAGACUGAAGAGGUGGAUGCAUUGAAGAAAAAGAAAGCCUUGGAAGAGGACCCCAGUAACCCGUCGUUUGGUUAUGGGGGUAAAUUUGGUAUCGAGAAAGAUAGAAUGGACCAGUGUGCUGUGGGACACGAGUACAUGGCCAAAUUGGAAAAGCACGCUUCGCAGAAAGAUUACAGCACAGGUUUUGGUGGAAAGUAUGGUGUGCAGACAGACAGAGUAGAUAGGAGUGCUGUGAAUUGGGAUUAUAAAGAGAAACUUGAAAAACAUGCCUCGCAAAAGGAUUAUGUAACAGGUUUUGGUGGCAAAUUUGGUGUACAGACUGAUCGACAAGAUAAGUCUGCAGUUGGUUGGGAUCAUAUCGAAAGAGUUGAAAAACAUGAAUCACAGAAAGAUUACAGCAAAGGUUUCGGCGGCAAGUACGGCGUCCAACUAGACCGCCAGGAUAAAUCUGCCGUCGGUUGGGAUCACCACGAAACUCCCCAGAAGCACGAGAGUCAACUCGACCACAAGAAAGGUUUCGGAGGUAAAUUUGGGGUGCAAACCGACAGGGUCGAUAAGUCUGCUACAACGUACAACGACGAACCAGAAAAAGUCGGUACUAACUAUACGAGGGUCAAACCGGACAUAGGAGAUGCGAAACCGUCUAAUUUGAGGGCCAAGUUUGAAUCUUUGGCGAAAGAUACUGCUGGUAAAGUGCCCUCUCCCAACCAACCACCUGUUCCGAAAAAAUUGGUCCAUCCAAAGGCUGCAGCCUUUACGAACGACUCGAAAGCAGAAGAAAAGGUCAAGAACGAUAAGGAAGUUUCCGUGCCCAAACAGUUGGAUUCUUCCAAAACCGCUUUCUUGAGGAACGAAGUCGAUAAUCAAGAGAAGGAGGUAACAGAUAAAGUCGCCCCUAAAGCCUUGGAUCAGUCGAAACUUGCUCAGUUCAGUCAGAACCCCAUCGUCGCCGAAACAAACAACGAAAAAUCCAAUGCCGAUAAGAUCAAGGAGGAACUGGAGGAGUUGAGGCAAACAACACAAGCCCAGCAAGAAGAAGAAGAACGCUGUAUUGAAUUACUGGCUAAGGAAGCCGAAAACGAGGACAUUUAUGAGAACCUGUCGCAAGCUCAACUCUCCAAACCACCAGAAGAACCUAAAGCAAGUUCAGAAUAUGCAACAGAAGAGGAGGAGGAACUUUACUAUACCAACGAAAUAAUCGAUACAGGUAUCACUGCUGUUGCUCUCUACGACUAUCAAGCUGCCGCAGAAGAUGAAAUUUCCUUUGAUCCAGACGACGUGAUAACCCACAUUGAACAGAUCGAUGAAGGUUGGUGGAGGGGUAUGUGCCGAGGAAAGUAUGGCUUGUUCCCAGCAAACUAUGUUGAGCUUCAAGAUACGUAAUUAUCAAAUCGUGCAUUUGGCCUGUACUUAACUUCAUUGUUUAUAUUAUAGUUUUAUAUUUUAUUUACAUAACAGAUAUUUCGAAUUAUAUUGCUUCCAUUAAAGUUUUCGAAAUA